CACAAGUCAGAACGCAGCUUGCUCCCCCUGUCUGCGCAUCAGGUAGCUCCAUAUACGGAUCGUGAGGCACUUCACAGCCCCUCUGGCACUGUAUCUACUCGGGCGCACAGAGGGGCAGUGCCAUGCACACUCCUGACUACGCGCUGCUCCUGAGUGGAGGGAACCAGUCUCUGGUUUUCAGCCCCACCGAUGACCUGAAAAUGGGGACUCAUGGAAACGACACCGUCCCCCCAAACGGGUCUGAUCCUUUUGCGCGGAACGAGGAGGUCGCCCAAAUAGAGAUUCUGGUCCUGAGCAUCACUUUCGUGGUUGCUGUGAUUGGGAACGUGAGCGUCCUGCUUGCAAUGUACAACACCAAGAAGAAGAUGUCGCGGAUGCACCUCUUCAUCAAACACCUGAGCCUGGCUGACCUGGUGGUCGCCUUCUUCCAGGUGCUGCCGCAGCUCUGCUGGGAGGUCACCUUCCGCUUCUACGGUCCAGACUUUCUCUGCAGGAUCGUCAAACACCUCCAGGUGAUGGGGAUGUUUGCGUCCACCUACAUGAUGGUGAUGAUGACCCUGGACCGUUACAUCGCCAUAUGCCACCCUCUGAAAACCCUGCACCAGCCCACCAGGCGCUCCUACAUCAUGAUCGUCUCCACGUGGAUGUGCAGCCUGCUCCUCAGCAGCCCGCAGUUUUUCAUCUUCUCCCUCAGCGAGAUCAAGAACGGCUCGGAGGUGUACGACUGCUGGGCGCACUUUAUCGAGCCGUGGGGCGCCAAGGCGUACAUCACCUGGAUCACUGUGGGCAUCUUCCUCGUGCCAGUUGUCAUUCUCAUGAUGUGUUACGGCUUUAUCUGCCACAGCAUAUGGAAAAAUAUCAAAUACAAGAAAAGGAAAACGACAGGUGGUGCCGCAGCUAAAAACGGACUAAUUGGGAAGAAUUCAGUCAGCAGCGUUACAACCAUCUCCAGAGCCAAACUGAGGACUGUUAAAAUGACUUUUGUGAUAGUUUUGGCUUACAUUGUUUGCUGGGCGCCGUUUUUCAUCGUUCAGAUGUGGUCUGUGUGGGAUGAAAACUUCCAGUGGGCUGAUUCUGAGAACACAGCAGUGACUCUGUCUGCGCUGCUUGCCAGUCUCAACAGCUGCUGCAACCCGUGGAUAUACAUGAUCUUCAGCGGUCACCUCCUCCAGGAUUUCGUGCACUGCUUCUCCUGCUGCCUCAGAUUGAACCCCGACUACAAGAAGGAGGACUCAGACAGCAGCCUCCGCAGGACAACGCUGCUGACAAAGAUGACUAAUCGAAGCCCGACGGGGAGUACAGGCAACUGGAGAGAGUUUGACAAUUCACCCAAGUCCUCUAUUCAGGCUGACUGAUCGCACAGCCAGGCAACUUCGUUUACAGGGGUGGGGAAGAAUAAUGCAAGGGGCAUCAAUGUUAACAUGCAGGUUUAACAUAUUUUAACUUUGGGUGAGAGGGACAGGUUCUUAAGUGCAACCAAAACUUGAAAAAUACAAUCAGUUUGCAUGAGAAAACAGACACCAGAGAAAAGGAAUGUGGUGAAGACUGCAUCUUUCCAAAAGGGACAGAAGAAAUGGACUCAUUAUGUGUGUUUUGUUGGAUUGUGUGCAAAGACAAGUUUUUAAAAAUAUCCUCAGAAACAAAUCUUCUAAAAAACAGUUAGAAAGGAUGGGAAACUGCAACGUUUACUUAAUAUCUAUGAUGUUUUUCUUGUUUAUAAAGGCUCUGAGUGAUGACAGCGACAGCUUUUGUUGAAUUUUGUUCUCACACUUGAAAAUUCAACAGUCUUAAGCAGUAAGAACUGACUCUCUUAGAGGCCCUACGUGAUUCUUUUCAAUGUUAUUCACAGAAAGUCCUUCUUCCAGGAAUACGGAUGCUUUUCACAGUGGUUUUGUCUCCCUGCAGUGUCGCUGCACACCUUUUCCCGUAAAAGUAUCUACAAAGGAAAGAAAAAUCAGCAGCUCGAUGGAGUGCUGUGGUGAAAGGAACUCUUCCAGACCGCAUGGCUCUCAGAAACUGAGGCAGCACCUCAUCCUUUGUGCAAAGCUUUUCCUUGUUGUUGUUGUUUUUAUCAAAACCAGAUUUUAAUGGCUUAUAUUAGAAAAAAAACACAUUCCCUUUUGCCUCUUACAAAAAAGUAUGUGAAUCAAAAAGGGAUAAAGCUACAUACAUUAACACAAGUCUUUCUUCAUCCACUGUCUUUCUAUUGAUUUAUGUUACAGCAGGCGGUCCUUUGUGUGGACUCCUAAAGAGACGUUUUCUCUCGCUUAAAAAUAGCUGGAAGCUCACCUAUACACAGGCACAUAUGCACACAUCUAGACGGGGGGGUUCAUCAGAGUAAGAUUACCCACAGCUGGAAGAGUCCACCUACAAACCCGAACCCAGGAUUCCCCCCCUACCCCAAAAUGUUCGGGAGAAGCUCACACAUUCCACUCACACUACGUCAACACACUUCCUCUUUUUUUUCUCUGACAUCCUGCACUGCUGUGGGGGGUCUGUUGUUGUGCAGCUUGUUUGCGCUGCAGACAAAACAUUUGCUUCACAUAGCGUACAUGCAGCACAUGAAUGUUUCCCAUGACUGUCUUUACGGCCCCACAGGAACAUUGUAUAUUAUAUCAAAGCAUUUCUGUUUGUAUAUUUGUACAUAAAAGCGGCUUAAAUAUGUGUAAAUAGAAGUAAUAUAUGUAAAUCUGUUCAACAUUAUUCCUGUUUGUCUGUACCGGCUUGUGCACAUUAAAAAUAACCUCUAUAAAUAUAUGUUGAAAUAUACAUGUUGAUGCACUGAA
Molecule: messenger RNA, 2786 nt
Organism: Notolabrus celidotus (New Zealand spotty)
Lineage: Eukaryota; Metazoa; Chordata; Actinopteri; Labriformes; Labridae
Gene: avpr1aa
Product: arginine vasopressin receptor 1Aa
Exons: 2
Coding region: 123-1355 (410 amino acids)
Biological process (GO): positive regulation of vasoconstriction; regulation of systemic arterial blood pressure by vasopressin; G protein-coupled receptor signaling pathway
Cellular component (GO): membrane
Molecular function (GO): vasopressin receptor activity; peptide binding
Source: RefSeq, a predicted model, not a curated record